CAAUCAGGAUAAAGGAACAAUCGUUUCUUUCUCCUGAUUGGUCGAUCGAACGCUACUCUACUCUUGUCAAGAAAGGACAGAUCGAUGACAGUUCACUGGCUGAUCGCAUCGAAUGUUUACGUUCUUUCUAUAACCUUUCUUGAUGUUUGCGAGGAGUCCCAUCCUCGAUGACAUCUAAGGAAUUUUCAACCGUAAACAACGUUCAAUGUGAAAUAAAAAGUAAGAAAAAAUUAUGAUAAACAAACAUUUAUCACGAAGGAGAAACAGUCGUUAUGUAACAUUUGGAAGUUGAACGUGCAACUGAAAUCUUCUGGAAGUGGAUUGUGGAGGUGCCAGUAAUGAUGCAAAAUGUUGCCCUUCUCGAUUCUAUCACGCUACAUCACUAAAAGAUGGUUCAAAGUACAGACGACAACCAGAAGAAACGUCCAGUCCGCCAAAGAUACGAUCUUACAUGGUAGUGUCAUUGUUAUCAGCUCCAUCCUUGUAAUUUGGUUGUCCAUAUUUCUUUAUACGGCCUUUUACUAUGCCUACAUGCCAAGCAUGUCAUACGUGCGACCUGUAAAUAUGAAUUUCAAAUCAUGCGAUGAAGAGAAAGGAGUAUGCAGUUUCCCUCAAGCUUCUGUACAGUUGACCAAGAAGCAGCAACUUUUGAUGAUCGGUCAGCCGUAUAAAGUGAAUCUACAUCUGGAAAUGCCAGAAUCACCAGCCAACAAAGAGCUUGGUAUGUUUAUGGUCUGCGUCGAAUUGCGAAGUCGCAAUGGAUUCCUUGUAGAUCAUACAUGUAGAUCAGCAAUGUUACAUUAUCGUAGUACAUUAUUACACAUGCUUACAACUCUUACAUUUUCUCCGAUGAUGAUUUUUGGAAAUGUCGAAGAAAAACAGGAUGUUAUUCUCGAAUUGUUCAGCAACUUUGAAGAGGAUCAGAACCAUCCAGUGACAAUGAUUUUUAUUGAAAUUCAAUCGAGACAUAUUGAAUUUUACUCUGCUAAUCUCGUGAUAAGUGCUCACUUAUUAGGAAUACGUUACUGGAUGUUUUAUUGGCCAUUUUUAUCAGCCUGUGUUGGCAUUGGUUCAAUUUUGUUUUUCAUAACAUUUCUGUGCACAUUGUCAUAUUUACAUUUUACAAAUGAAACGGAAAACACGGAUGAAAAUAAUGAAAAAAAUGACCUCAAAGAAGAUAGUGAUAUUAAGUCUGAUAAUGAUUAUCUCAAAGAAGAAGAGAAAGGUAUCCAAGAAGAGAAAGGUACCAAAGAAGAAAAGUCUUUUAUGGAAAGUUAUAUUCAGGAAUUUUCUACAUCAAGUAGUAAUAGUGAUUAUGAAAACUAUAAUUAAUAUUUUAUGUAAAGGCAAUAUUUAGUUAUUUGUCAAGAAAUAUUUGUCAAGAAA
Molecule: messenger RNA, 1386 nt
Organism: Camponotus floridanus (Florida carpenter ant)
Lineage: Eukaryota; Metazoa; Arthropoda; Insecta; Hymenoptera; Formicidae
Gene: Seipin
Product: seipin
Exons: 6
Coding region: 349-1332 (327 amino acids)
Biological process (GO): lipid droplet organization; lipid storage
Cellular component (GO): endoplasmic reticulum membrane
Source: RefSeq, a predicted model, not a curated record